Linum trigynum is the source of this 6158-nucleotide messenger RNA. Lineage: Eukaryota; Viridiplantae; Streptophyta; Magnoliopsida; Malpighiales; Linaceae. The record is from the annotation of a GenBank genome assembly.
CCAAAGAGCUCUUUUUACUGUUUCACUUCUUGGCAUUUAGUGAAUUUCAUCUAGAGAGUUUUGCUCUUUCCCCUUUCUCAAUCCCUCACGCAAGAAGACUCCAGUCAUGGCCUGUCAAAAAGGGGGGUGGGGGAAGAGAUGACUUCCCAAGAUACUACUACUGCCCUUCACCUUACCUCUGCCUUUUGACCAUCGAUUAAACUUCACCUUCCCUCCCUCUUCCUGGAAAAUCCAUCUCCCAUACUCUUCCCUCCCAGUCACAUCUCCUUUUUUCUCUCAUAACUUCUCUUUCCAGACAUCCAAACUUCCAUUAUCAUAUCCAUACCAAUCCCUUUUGUCCUUCCGCUCUCUUUCGACUCCACCCACCUAGCCAAAAAUUGCAGCGGCAGCAAGAGUGAGAAUCCACCAUUGACACCAAAGAGAGCACCUCAAUUGGGUUCACUUUGAUUUCUCUGUUGGAGUUUUCACUCCCUACAAAUAUGAGAGUAGUGCUUUGGUAGUAUGCCCAGCCACGCAAUUGAGAAGAGCAAAGCAAGUGGAACGAUGAUGAGCAUGAACUCUUCUGCUGCUGCCGCUAAUCGGGAAGAGCUGCAGGAUCAGCGCGACGCCAACAUGCCGAUGGCGGAGAAAAUUAUUGAACUGGUUGUGGUGGGAUUAUGUAUGUCAGCUCAGGUACUACUGAUGCUCAAGAACCCCCAGGCCAACAGUUUCCGCAGAUGAUGACUGGAAGAAUGUGAUGUUCGUUGGGGAUUCGAUUUCGCGGAAUCAGUUCGAAUCGUUGAUUUGUAUGAUUGUGCCAUCGCUGCCUCGGAGGACGACUCAGUUGAACGGCGGAGAUCCUCUCUCAUCCAUCAAGUUCUGGGUAAGUAAAUACAGCAGUGUAUGACGGUAACAAUCCUUUAAUCGUUCAGUUUCAAUUUGAAUACUUUUUUGUACUAAAUCCCUAUAGAAUCGUUCUAUGUCCUAAAGUGUUCACUCUACUGCAGAACAAAUCCAGAUGCAUACACAUCAGUUGCAGCAGAGAGUUCUGGUGCCGAAUUUGGAUCUUUGAAAGCUAUAAUGGCCAAGCUUACCAUGUCAGACACCAAAGUUGAAAAAGAGAGCAAGCUGUAAGGAAUUUGACAUCUCCACAUUUUCUUCAAAUCAUCAUUAUCGUAGUGGAUAAUGCUUUGUAUGUGUAUAUCACUGCAAUUGAAUAUGCAGACAAAUAUUAGUGGAUGAAAAUAGGGAAUAGGGAAGGAAUUACUUGACUUUUGGAUCUUACAUUUUGUGAGAUGAAAUACUCAAGAUUAGUUUGUUCUCUAUUUUCUCCAAUUGCUUCCUAGCAUUCCUGUGUGUUGAUUGCUGAUAUCAAAUACCCUUUAUCUACAAAAUAAAACCUCAAAAGUUGACAAAGUUUUGGCAACCAGAUUCUGACAGCUUUUCAUUUAGUUACAUCGCUUCUGUUUUCUUGCUUUGUGAAUGGUAGUUUCGGAGAGGUAAUUAGAAUCAAUGAUCAAUGUAUUUAGAGCACUAAACUAGAAUACUAGAAGCCCUUUUCUUUGGAAAGAACUUAACUAGAAGGCAAGGCUGAGUAGAGUGGAAGAAAUUGGAGUACCAAAAUGUUGAGCAAACUAUUCAGUACCGGAAAACCUGCUUCCUGGAGCAUACUCUACUAAUUCACUUCUUCAUAUCUUAAUUAUGCUUCCUUGCUCUAGGUUUUGGUCCAUUGUUUAGACAUGGUCCAAAUUAUAGGAAGGAAUUUUUUUUAUUCAAAUGCAAAUGAAUAAUGGUUUCAUUGACGCACAAACAAUUACAUGAAUCUGUAGUUUCUUCUGUUUCCUUUUUUCGUAGAGGUGUUUUGAUAAAAUUUAUUUCUAAUAUGGAUGAUAGAGGCUAAGUUGAGCAAACUAUUCAGUACCGGAAAACCUGCUUCCUGGAGCAUCUACUAAUUCGCUUCUUCAUAUCUUAAUUAUGCUUCCUUGCUCUAGGUUUUGGUCCAUUGUUUAGACAUGGUCCAAAUUAUAGAAAGGAAUUUUUUUAUUCAAAUGCAAAUGAAUAAUGGUUUCAUUCACGCACAAACAAUUGCAUGAAUCUGUAGUUUCUUCUGUUUCCUUUUUCGUACAGGUAUUUUGAUAAAAAUUUAUUUCUAAUAUGGAUGAUAGAGGCUAAGAUUGAUGCCAUUGCUUUUAUUGUACAUUUAUUAAAAAACAGAAGUGCCCUUAGGGUUUAAUGAAUUCUGCAUACACUAAUUUCCAGGAGAUUUCAAUUUCUUUUUAUGUGAAUUCUUAUAAAUUGUGUGCAUCUCUUUUUUCGUUGUAAGUUGUGUAGAGAAGUUGUAGAACAUUCAUUGUUAGCAACAAUCAUACUCCAAACAAGGCAACAUGGGAUCGUUCUGCCAAUAGAGCAAAUCAACACAAACAAUACACCUCUCUUAAAGCUACUGAUACUGCAUUGGAUAUCACAUUCAUAAGCUUUUGGCUAUUGCAACUUGAUCGAACUUUUUGCAAAGGACAGGUUGUUCUUGCCUCUUAGAUACAAGGUGUCAUCUUGCCUCUUUUACUGAAUUCUAAACUGUAAACUGUAACCAUAAAUAAUUAUGAGAGUUAAAUGUGUUAUUUUUUGACCAUGGUGUAUAUGAUCACCAUCCUUAGAUACGAAGGGGAAAAAAUCAUUUGCUUGAGUAUGUUUGCAGGCUACAAGGAACCAUACUGAUAUCUCCUGUUGUAUGAGUGUUAUAUAGAAAGGAUUCAUUGAAUUUAAAAACAACGGCACGACAAGCUUGCUCUUACUAACUCUGUUCCUGCGGUGUAGCCCAGAGACUAAUUCGUUAGUGCUUGGUAAUUAGAAGAUGUAGUUUGAAUUCCUUUCCAAAUAAGUAGCAGGGAAAGAACAAAAACCCUUCAGUUUAGAACAACCAAUAGAGGUUGCAUGCAACUUUGCUUUCUUUAACCUUCUACUAUGAAAUGGGAUUUCCUCGACCUAUAUAUGAUUCAUUUUUUGUUGUUGAACGGGAAGUAGGGGUUUAAACAUUUGUGUUGUCGACUGUGGGUCUAAUGUUGCCUAAUGCAUAGCCACUUUUGGCUGUUGCAUUUUGCAGGUGUAGCACCAUCACCAGAGGCUGCAAGGGUUUACUGUAAUUUCGUAAAUUCAUGUUUAAAACAGCAAACCUACAGCUGCAAGGGUUUACUAAAAAGGAAGUCCACCCCUCCAAAACUGGAGAAAGAUACGGAAAAAGGCUAAACUACCCCAACAUAAAUAAAAGUACAAAGCCUUCUCCGUCCCCUCUUUUUUUGCCCCCCUCUCCCUGAAAAAUACUUCUCGACACUCUUCUCAAUCCAUUCACAUCAUUCCCAAUUUUCUUCCAUCCUCUGCACCCCUUCUCAAAUAAUUGAUUUUACAUCUGGGAGUAUGGGUUUGAAAUUGAGAUUGAACUCUAUUUGUCUUUCCCAAGCACAUUGCUUUAGUACAUGGAACAAGGUAAGGCCAAAGAAAUAUGUAUAUUUUUCCUAUGAUUUGUAGAUUGAUGACACAUAUGGCAUUUGAUUUGGUGUUUAGAUUCCAAUCAGCACAUUUAGGAAGUCUUCACACACCGACUCAAGUUUUCAGCUAAAACACUAAAUAUGUACUGCCAACUUUUGUUCAUGGUGGCUUGAAUGUGAUUGGAUGCAUUUUGUUGUUUUGUUUUUCUCCUCACAUAACUAUAAUGGGUUUCAAUCAUAGGAGUGCCCUGUAUUGGUUGAGUAGUUAGAUCAUACUUCUACUUUAUCUUCGCAGCCUCUACCAUCCACCUCAUGUUGUUGUACUUUCCAGAGGUUGUGUAUUUUUUUAGGACCAAGGUAGAGAUCAAAGAAGAGAGGUAGAGAAGGGCGAUGAAUCAAUGAUAGAGAUGCAGAUGUCAGAGUUACUCAAGGAGAAGUCGAGGAGGUAAAUGCAUGUCCUCAUCUCACAUAAAUCAAUAAUCAUUCUUAUGUUGAAUUGAACCAUGAUCUUGAACUGUAGCUUUCCCAAGGCAACUCUGUGGUUAAGUUUCUACAAGGCUGUUGUAGUUUGCUUAGUGAUUGUCAUGUAGUUUAUACUUAACUGAUGGAUUCUUAAGACUGUUGUUAUAGUUUACUUCGUAGAUUUAUACCAGUAGGUUAUACUGCACUGGUUUCAUCAUGGGAUUUCUUUGUUUUUGUUGGUUUGCUUAUGUAGUAUUUGGAUCGACUUUGAAAUUUUGGUUAUCUAUUGAAUGGAUGUGGUGCAUAGAGAUGCAGGUGAUGCUUGCCUCCGAUGAACCAGGACCUGGAGUAACUGUAAAGUAGCUGCCGGGGAGGAGAAUUGACCGCGAGCCGUGAAUCAGCAAAGCAAGUAUGUGGUUUUUCCAAAUCUCCGGGUCAGGUGUUGAUCUCUGUGAAUUUUCACUGUUGUCCUUUGAUUUAGCAGCUCGCCUUUGGUGCUGCUGAAUACUUUCGGAUUUUGUAGUUUGUGCUUACUUUAUUGAAAGAAUCGGACUUAUGAUUCAAGACUGAGUUAAAGUUGGAGAUACUUUCUGAUAAUCUCCCGCUUAUAAGUAUUAAAGUCCACUUGAAUGAUUGAAUUAAUUUUCUUUGAUUGGGUUGUUUAUGGAGUUAGAAAAUCAGUGCAAUCUGGAGGAAUGCCAAUCACUAUUCAAUUCCUAUUAUGUGGUACCUUCAAGCUAAAGGAAAAAAAAGCAUUUCAGUUCUAGAGUUGUUCAUUUGUCACUUGGAAGUUUGUUUGUAGCAGAAGUGUAAAUUUGUUACUUAGAAGUCUGCUUUUUAGUAGAAGCAUGUUCCUUUAUGUUUUCUAUUCACUAACACUCAAAUCUCACAGGUCAAGUGGGAGAACAAAAUGAUGCUGCUCAGUGGGAUCCAAAAAUUCUUCUAAUAGCAUGACAGGUAGUUCGGUUAGUUAGUAGGGAUCAAGAGCUUCACCAGUAAGGGUCAUUGUUUGAGUAACUGAUAGACAAGUUGCUGAACAAGCCAUUUACUAAGUUGAAGACCAACUCUUUCUGUAUGAAUCUUUUGUUUUUGUUUUUUGUUUUUUUCUAAUGAAGGUUGCUCAAAUAAGACAACUUGGGUAUGGAUUGAAUUAGUAUAUGAGAUAAUGAGUUUCACCUAUAUAAUAAUGUAUUACUUUGGUGUAGUUUCAUUGUAGAUUUCGAAAGAUGAAAGAUGAGGAAGAGUAAACAUCGCUAAAUUUCCCGCGGCGUAGCCGUGGGUAUUGAUACUAGUAUAUGCUUAUAUACUACACACAGCGGCGGAUCUAGGGGAGGGCCACCCUGGGUCAGGGCCCAACCCUCCAUUGGUUCCAAAGCUUGUAUAGAGCCUUUUCCACCUCUUCUGGCCCCUUAUUAAUUGGACCUGACUCAACCAUCUAUCCUCUUUCCUUUGCUAGUCCGCCUACCAAAUGCCAAACUUGUAAUGACCACACUUCCUCUGCUUUUUCCCUCUUCACUCUUCUACUCUUCUCCUUUAGUCAAUUUAUUUUCCAUUUAUCGAUUCCCAAUUCCCUUACACAUACGCACUCCGCAUAGUCCUUUUCCCUGAAUAUUUCCUCUUUCACUUUUUUGCUAUUCCCCCGAAUAGCGCCUCAUCAGCGUCCUGCUCAUCUUCUGGGCACGACUUGUUUCUUCUUUCUCACCGGCUUGUGACGCCCAAGUUGCAAGCUGUGUUGAUUUGUAAUUCCCGUUAGAUCUCUAUCCUUCUGAUUGUUGUUUCAUGAAUUGGGUAUUCAAAAUUACCUCGGGAUAUUGCUCAUUGGGUGAUCUGUCCCUUGAUCUGAUGAAAAAGUCCGUUCCUUUUUGUAGUUGUGCUCUCUGGUAGUUAAAAAAAGUGUUAUCUUUUCUCCUGGGAUUUUGUUGAUUUGGCAGGUCCAAAUUGUUUGGUUCCUUACGUGUUGAUUUCCUGAUCGUCUUUGAAUUCAAUGUUUGUGAUUGGUUUUCAAUUAUCACGAAUGAGUGUCUUGAUUUUUCGAAGAAGCUGAGGACAUCAUGACCUCAAUAGUUAGCAUUAGGGAGCUAUUAGAUGGUAGUUUCUGGUAUCGUAUUUGGAAUAUUAUGGUUCUUGCUCAUUCUAAAGAACCAAUGCGUACUAAUACAUUCAUAAAUUAAAAGUUGCAUGGGAGUCAUGCUACUGAAAUUGGGAGAGCUAGGGUAAUGAAGCGCAGUGAUCUCA